Molecule: messenger RNA, 2289 nt
Organism: Chanos chanos (milkfish)
Lineage: Eukaryota; Metazoa; Chordata; Actinopteri; Gonorynchiformes; Chanidae
Gene: tshr
Product: thyroid stimulating hormone receptor
Exons: 10
Coding region: 13-2289 (758 amino acids)
Biological process (GO): hormone-mediated signaling pathway; activation of adenylate cyclase activity; adenylate cyclase-activating G protein-coupled receptor signaling pathway
Cellular component (GO): plasma membrane
Molecular function (GO): thyroid-stimulating hormone receptor activity; G protein-coupled peptide receptor activity; protein binding
Source: RefSeq, a predicted model, not a curated record
CAGCGGUCUAAAAUGCAAAUAAUUGCACGUGCAUUAAUUCUCCUCAUCACAUCACCGCUCAGUGGCGUUGGGGAACCGGAAUCCUGUCCCGCUGGAUGUAAAUGUUCUGAAGAUACCUGUGCCGUUUCGUGCAAUGACAUAGAAGUUAUCCCCGCAUUUCCUGCAAGUACACUAAACCUAGAACUCUGUGAGACAAGACUAACAUCGAUUCCACAAGAUGCAUUCGCCAACAUGGUCAAUGUUUCGAGAAUUGAUUUGUCCGAGGAUGAGACGCUGAGGAUGCUUGAGAGACAUUCCUUUUACAACUUGAGGAAAAUCACACACAUAGAAAUAAGAAAUACCAGAAGCCUUUCAUUUAUUCAUUCUGAGGCUUUCAAGAAUCUCCCCAGUCUGAAAUACUUGGGCAUAUUCAAUACAGGUCUCAUCACCUUCCCCGGUUUAGGAAAUAUCCAGUCGGAUGACAUGUACUUCCUGUUAGAAAUAACCGACAAUCCUUACGUCACUGAAAUCCCCGCCAAUGCCUUCCGCGGCAUUACCAACAACGUGCUGACGCUUAUGCUUUACAGCAAUGGCUUCACCAGCAUCCAGAAUCAUGCCUUCAAUGGAACAAAUGUUGAUGCUGUAUAUCUCCACAGAAAUAAACAUCUGACAGGAUUGGACGAGAAAACGUUCACUGGCAUUCAGAGUGGACCGGUACUUCUUGAUGUUUCAGAGACUGGUGUCUCUUCGCUUCCAGCCAAAGGUUUGGAGUCAUUGCAGGAGCUGAUAGCUCGGAAUGUAUGGGCUCUCAAGAAGCUUCCACCAAUCAAGACUUUCAAGCAUCUGAUGAAGGCAGAUCUGACCUACCCCAGCCACUGCUGUGCAUUCAAGAACCUGAAGAAAAAGAAAGGAUUUCUGGAGUACAUCAUUUGCAACCUGACUGCUAUGUACAACCAACAGCACAAGAGAUCAACAGGAACUCUCCAAGUUCCACUCCUCCAAGGCAGCUUCAACCACAUGGACGAUCCCGGGGACACCUUGUUCCAAGAGAUCCAUGAGCAUGAGUUCCACGACAGCCUGCACUACCACUCCUAUUUUGGCAGUUACUUUGAUGAGGAUGUAGGGUUCGGCGAAACCCUUAAAAACCCACAGGAGGACAUGGGUCAGGACUUUGACAGCCAUUAUGAAUAUGUGCUGUGCAAGGAGAGUGAGGUCACUUGCACACCUUCUCCAGAUGAGUUCAACCCAUGUGAGGACAUUAUGGGCUUUGGGUUCCUCCGUGUUACGGUGUGGAUUGUGAGCCUGUUGGCCGUUCUAGGAAACCUUUUGGUCCUGUUGGUGCUACUCACCAGCCACUACAAGUUGUCUGUCUCACGUUUUCUAAUGUGUCACUUGGCCUUUGCUGACUUGUGUAUGGGUAUCUACUUGUUGCUUAUUGCUGCCGUUGAUGUCCAUACACGCUCUGAGUACUACAACCAUGCUAUAGAUUGGCAAACGGGCCCCGGCUGCAUGCUAGCUGGUUUUUUCUCCGUAUUUGCUAGUGAGCUCUCGGUUUACACCCUGACAAGCAUCACGCUGGAGCGCUGGUAUGCUAUUACCUUCGCCAUGCGGCUGGACCGCAAGCUUCGGGUUACCCACGCCGCUGUGGUCAUGCUAGCUGGUUGGAUUCUGUGCCUUCUCCUGGCCCUCUUUCCAGUGGUGGGCAUCAGCAGCUAUCAGAAGGUCAGUAUCUGCCUCCCCAUGGAUACACAAAUGCUUGGGGAUCAGGUGUACAUCCUGUCCGUGCUGGUUUUCAACAUUUUAGCAUUUGUGGUGAUUUGCGCAUGCUACGUGAAGAUUUACUGUGCUGUUCACAACCCACACUGCCACUCUGCCAGCAAGGACACCAACAUUGCCAAGCGUAUGGCCAUACUCAUCUUCACAGACUUCCUGUGCAUGGCGCCCAUCUCUUUCUAUGCCAUGUCGGCCGUGCUCAACCGGCCAUUCAUCACCGUAUCCAACUCGAAGAUCCUGUUGGUGCUCUUCUACCCAAUCAACUCCUGUGCCAACCCGUUCCUGUACGCCAUCUUCACCAAGGCCUUCCGCGGCGACGUCUUUAUCUUGCUCAGCAAGGUGGGCUUAUGCCAGCGGCAGGCACAGCUUUUCCGCGGCCAGACCGUGUCCAGCAAGGGCAGCACCGGUGGAACUAGUCGGCGGGCGGAUAACAGGGAAAGGAAGAAACCAGAGGAGACGCACAUCCGCUUGUUGGAGCUCUCGGUGCAUGGCUUUCUCACACCGGCCCAGCAGGACGGUAAAGUGCAGGACACAUGA